Sorex fumeus (smoky shrew) is the source of this 515-nucleotide messenger RNA. Its product is annotated as C-type lectin domain family 2 member D11-like. The record is from RefSeq and is a predicted model, not a curated record. The coding region runs from base 1 to 372 and encodes 123 amino acids. NCBI's taxonomy places the organism in Eukaryota, Metazoa, Chordata, Mammalia, Eulipotyphla, Soricidae. Gene Ontology annotation, cellular component: external side of plasma membrane. The transcript has 4 exons.
AUGAAGUGGAUUGGAUUUGGAAACAAGUGCUUUUAUUUUUCUGAAGAAACAGGGAACUGGACAUUCAGCCAGACUUUCUGUGACUUACUGGAAGCUCAUCUUGUGCAGAUUGACACCUCAGAUGAAUUGAAAUUUCUGAAAAGAUACAAAGGCCCUUACGACCACUGGAUAGGCCUUAGCAGAGAAUCACCAAGUCACUCUUGGAAAUGGACAAAUAAUACUGGAGGCAACACUGUGUUUCAGGUCAGAGGAACUGGGGAAUGUGCCUACUUGAAUGACAAUGGCCUGAGCAGUGCCAGGAUUUACUCAGACAAAAAAUGGAUUUGCAGCAAGCCCAAUGUGUCCAUCUGUCAAAUUGCUUCAAACUCAUGAGUAGAAAAGCUGCAUUGUACUUGUUAUCUACAGUUGCUGAAUGUUUUUCUCAAAGUGUUGACCUAAAAAUGUGUAAUAUCAGUUGACAGCAAAGAUGAAAACUGAGUCAGAGAGAAUCGCAGGGAGCCUUCCCUCACCAAAAU